AUGUGCAACAUUCCGCAUUUGAUCGACCACAUGGUCCAUAGGCAAUUCAACGUCGCUUAUUCCGUCGAGUUUCGGAAGCGAUUCGAGGUGCGCUUCAGAAUGAGAUUCGACGAGAAAUUCGGAGCGGCGUUCGAACCGAGAUUCGACGAGAUAGCGGACCUUGUCUGGGACAAGACUGCCAAGGCCCUUCGCGAGCAAUUGUCCGACAGUGUUCGGCGAGACGCCCACGAGGCGAUCAUGGACGAGUUGGAAGCAGCGGUGGGGGACGAGGUCCGCGAUAACCUGGAGCACCACCUCGACGAGGUUGCUGGGGCCGAGUUCAUCGGCCACCCGAACCCGAGACUAAACGAAAUAGGGCUCCAGGCUAUGCACGACCACAUCUUGCACGAAGUGCUCCACGAGAAAAUCCAGAGGGAGGAGGACUUGAUCGCCCGAUUCGCACCCAUAUUCCAACCGGCAUUCAACGCGGCGUUCCCCGCAUUCUUCGACACCAAGUUUGACGAGGUCCACGCCGCGGUCGUCGAGGCGGAUUCUUCCCGAGCCGCUUAG
Molecule: messenger RNA, 549 nt
Organism: Fonsecaea nubica
Lineage: Eukaryota; Fungi; Ascomycota; Eurotiomycetes; Chaetothyriales; Herpotrichiellaceae
Exons: 1
Coding region: 1-549 (182 amino acids)
Source: RefSeq, a predicted model, not a curated record